AUGGGAAAAUUAGAAAUUCAUUCACAAGCUGGAGCAGCAACCUUCAAUGGUUUUGAAGAAUCAUUUCCAAGAGAGCUAACUGGUAUAGUCCCAGUAAAAGAAUUUGUUACAGCACUUGAAAUUUUAAACAAUAAUGGUAUCCGUACUUAUGUUACAUAUAUUUGGGGUGUUAUGGCAUAUGCAUUUGUCGGCUUAUUACCUGUAAUAAUUGUUGGUAUUGUCGAAAUCUUUAGAUGGGCUAGCUUCAAAAAGAAACUAUGUAAAGAUUUAGAUAAAUGUUUAGAAAAUAUCAAUAGAGUUCUUUCAAAUAGACAAGUUGUAAUUAGUUACAAAAUGGAUUUUAGUGCCAAUGUAGUUAUGACUGUUAAAUACCCAGAUGUUCCUACCUCAGUACCUAAUCAAACCGUUGCUCUUGAGGGUGGUCUAGGUAAUGCUAUUUUAGUAUCACCAUUCGCUGAUUCAAUGCUCAUUGAAGACCCAAGAAUAUUAGUCUCUGAGACCAAACCAAUCGAUAAAAAUUUUAAAAAUGUUCUUUUAGAACAAAACCCUUUAACUUUUAGAAGUGCAGGUUUCAAAGGUUGGAAAAAAAUUUAUGAUAACAAACUCUACAAUUAUAUCUCAUAUCAAGAAUUUAAUGCAAUGAUUGAUGAUAUUAAUAAUACCUGUAUUAAACCAUUCAAUCAAACAUCAUAUAAAUUUUUCUGGAUUUCAAUUUUCCUCUGCAUUGCUUUAGUUGGUGUAAUUCUCAUCUUCCCAGCAAUGCUUUGGUUCUAUUCUGAUAUGCAAAAACAUUCUUCAAGAUUAUAUAAAGACAUUGAUGAAGUAAUUAAAAAAUAUAAUUCAAUUUACAAUCAACGUGGUUUAUCUAUUGCCUACCAUACUCCAAACAAAAUGGGUAUUUUAGUUUCAUUAAACUUUAAUAUUCCUACUGAUGUUGGGCCAAGCUCCAAUUUUAACCCAGUUCAAAGAUUCAGGUGGACUUUUAUUAGCCCCAACUAUUCCAGGAGGGGUUUUACCUUAUUACAGUGCUAUGGGUUCCCCCCAAAAAAUUGUAGCCCCCCCAGUUCCCCCCCAAUCCUUUAG
Messenger RNA from Dictyostelium purpureum, 1083 nucleotides. RefSeq lists its product as uncharacterized. The coding region runs from base 1 to 1083 and encodes 360 amino acids. The record is from RefSeq and is a predicted model, not a curated record. Lineage: Eukaryota; Evosea; Eumycetozoa; Dictyosteliales; Dictyosteliaceae. The transcript has 5 exons.